AUCCAUAAUACUUUAAGAACAAAAAUUUUUGAUUCUUUAAAUAUAUCGUCACUUCAAUCAUGAAGGUCUGCUUUGUUUUUGUGUUCGGUGCUACAUUCUUGAUCAUGGCCAAUGCUGCCAAAAUAAAUUAUCGAAAACUAAACGAAGAAUGUAUACAACCAAAUGCUCUUGAACCCAUUUCCCUUUGCAUGACCGUCAAACUGGGUCUACAGAAAGAAAACGGAGACAUUGACAAGGAGGCCUUGAGGACAAAUCUCGGGAAAAAUACUGAAUUGACCGCUGAUCAUAUUAACGAAAUUGUGAAUGAAUGUGGAGACAGACAUGGUGGUACAGCUGGUGAAGCUGCAAAUGCUCUGAGCCAGUGCAUUCGCAAUAAAGUUGGAGCUAGAAUUUCACGACAAUAAUUUUUCACGUUUCUCGAAUGGAUUAAAAAAUUAAAAUAAUGCAAAAUUGUCUGGUCAAUUUUCUUCCUUAGUUGUGAACUAUCACUAAUGGAACAUCCUACAGUACUCGAGAAAUAUUGGGUAGUAAACGGAAAAAUUUGUUGCUUCCUACUUCUCCAUUAUUAUCCAUGAUAAUAAUUAAACAAUCUGU
This is a messenger RNA of Leptinotarsa decemlineata (Colorado potato beetle), 594 nucleotides long. RefSeq lists its product as uncharacterized. Lineage: Eukaryota; Metazoa; Arthropoda; Insecta; Coleoptera; Chrysomelidae. The record is from RefSeq and is a predicted model, not a curated record.